UUGUCUGCCACGUUGCGGGAGAUGCCUGGAGAAGUAGUAGGCAGGCUACUACUUCCUUUGGGAAAUGCUAUACAUAGCCUACACAUCUAUAUUUUUAUGGCCACUGGUUUUAUUAUGGUCGGAGGCAUCCUCGAAAGUUCCCUCCGAAAAUGUUAACAGAUAUGAUAGUAGAAGAAGAAUUUGAGAAGGAUGAAGAGCCUUGGUAUGGAAGGCAGGAUCUCGAACAUGAUCUCCAAUUGGCAGCCCAACUGGGCAAGACCUUACUGGACAGGAACCAUGAGCUGGAACAAUCUCUGCAUGAGAUGUAUGCAACCAACGGCGAACAGCUUCAGGAGAUAGAGUACCUGAGCAAGCAGGUGGAGCUCCUGCGGCAGACGAACGAACAGCAUGCCAAGGUGUACGAGCAGCUGGACCUCGUGGCCAGGGACCUGGAGCACAGCAACCAGAGGCUGGUGACGGACAACCGCCUGGCCCAGCACAGGAUCAACAGUCUGACUGACACGGUAGAAGGGCUCCAGGGCCACAUGGAGGAACUGCACACCCAGAUGGAGGAGCUGCAGGCGGUCCAAGUGGAGCGCGCCAAGAGGCAGUUGGCUGACCCGAAACGCACCAUAGGGGCCCAGAGUGUGUCCUGUCUGAAGGAGUUGUACAACGUGCAACUAAACAGAUCCAGGUCCAACAGUGGCUACGGUGAGUGGCACUCCGACUGGCCCUGGUCCUCCCCCGCUCCACCGCCAUGGCGGAGGGACUCUCUGUUGGACGCGGACCCCGCGGUGGAGCGGGCUGCGCUGCAGCGCUCCAUCCAGACCCUGCAGAGCCAGAUGAGUGCGGAGCGGAGCCGGCGGCAGGCGGCCGAGCGGGAGACGGAGGUGACAGCCGGGGAGAAGGGGGCGCUGGAGGAGCAGCUGGCCAAGCUGGAGGGCUGCCAGGCCAGGCAGGUGGAGCUGGAGGCAGAGGUGGAGGAGAUGCGACUGCUAUGGAGGUCGGAACGCGCCAGCAGUACCCGCCUCCUGCCAGACACCGUCUUCUUCUCCCUGGUGGAGGACAAGCCCGGCCAGGAGAGGAAGGAUGACGAGGUGGGGCAGCCGGAGGAGGAGAAAGCGAGAGAGAAGGAGGAGGAUCCGGAGAAUGAGUUGCAGCGAGCCAGACUGGGGCGUCAGAGGUGCAGCAGCGACAGUUUCCUGAGUGGAGCGCUGGCGGAGGAGCUUAGCCGCAGACACGACCAGAUGUGUAUCCGGCGGGCGGAGGCUGUGAAGCAGAGGGGCGUGUCUCUGCUGAACGAGGUGGACGCUCAGUACAGUGCUCUGCAGGUGAAGUAUGAGGAGCUCCUGCAGCGAUGCCAGCAGGGGGGCUCGGCGGGGGUGCUCAGCCACAAGGCGAUGCAGACUCCACAGGUGGGGGGCCCCGGUGCCGGCCAGCCUCCCCCAGACCUCUCCCCCUCAGCGCAGGCUAUCGUUCCGGAGGACGGCCCGCCAGCUGAGUACAAGGUCCUCUUCGCAGAGAUCUUCUCCCGAAUCCAGAAGACCAAGGAGGACCUGAGUCAGAACCGCCGGAGGGCCCCAGAUGAAGGGCCCUGCCCCCGUCCUCUGUUCUGAUUGACGGCUGCACUCGCGCACGAUUCUCCUACACCUUUCACGGGGUGUCACUCAUUUUUACUAUUAAGUGUUUUGGUGAAAGGAUAACAUGCCAUGUCCAUUGUUUCAGAGACCUCCAAUAAUGACCCUGUGCACCGAUUGUACUGUGUAUGUAGAUAUGCACAUCAUCCAUGUCCAUGGAUGUGAAAGGUUUGGCAAUCCGGUCUUUCUACUAUUUUAUAUUGUGUUUUUUUGGCACACACUUGAAAUUAUCCGUGAAUGUUGAUCGAUGUUGUCUCCUCAGAUGGUAUACACCUCAAUUGUUUAGGUCACCCGAAUACUUCCUUCCACCAGAUAUGUAUUAUUAUCAAUAUUGAGUCAAUGUAUUGAUAGAGGGGAGUUGGGCUGUAUUUUAUAGUUUUGCAAAAGCUUGAAAUUCCUCUUACGGUAUUUAAAAUCGAGAAGUAUUAUAUUCCAGUAUUUGAGCUUUUGCUGCAUAGUUCAAUGAACAGUGUAUCAAGGUCAUUUGUUCACACUAAUGCUUAUUACAUGCAGGUUUUUUUUAUAAUGCAAAAACCGUAAUACCAUGGACUGGACUGAAUAGAGGGCUUUGUACAGUUAAGAGGUUGGACUGUUGAAGUUGUUUGGUAACUAUCAAAGGGUAUUCCUGAGGAAAAACCUGUGUUUUUUUUUUCCUCAGCAAUACAGAGAAAAAGACCCCACAGAAUGCAUGUCAGAAUGCAUUGGCUGACUGUAACAAUUGCUUAAUAGGUCACAAGGUGGAUUUUAUAUCAGAAAUGCUAACUCUUGAUUGUUCUGAUGAUUUGUUUUGACACUGUAUGCUAUAGUAAUUGCAUCUGACGAAAAGAUUAUAGUCCAGUGCCAAUAGGAUACUACUUUUGCUUUUUUAUCAUUGUCAAACUAUUUAUUUUUCUCAAUGAUUUAUUGACUUUUCAAGAUGUCACUGUGUACCUGAUCUUUAAUGUGAUUAUUAUUUCUAAAUACUGACUUCAAAAUACUUUGAAGAUUUAAAUUUGACCAAUACUGAAUGCCGUUCAGUUGUAUUUAUUGAUAUUCGACAAUAAGGAAUUAUUUAAUUCCAUAUGUGUCUUACAGUCACUCCUAACAAACUAAAUUAUUGUUGUUUGAACAGCGUUUUACUCAAAUGUUUGGAGGCCAAUUAGUAUUUAAAUUAUUUUUUACUAAAUAAAGUAUAUUUUUGUAUGAUUAUUAUUCAUAAGACUAACACUACUGUAAUUAUCCCUACCUGGUUGGAUAAACAUUGAAUCGACACCCUAACUCAAUUUAUUUAAAUAAAUCUUCUAUAUCAAAAUAGUCGUCAGAGAUAACUGUUGCUGUACUUAGACAAUAGUUGUUUCUAUUCGGAAAUGCUAUUUAUACCUUUUUUUUUAUUAUUAUUAAUAACCUAUGCCCUAUCAAUUUCGUAGUGGAUUAAAAAAUGGUAUCUGAUGGUAAGUGCUUCAGAAAAUGCUGUAAGCCUUUCUAGUAUUUACAGUUGAAGUAUACAGAUUGUUAUUGCUGGUGAUCAUUGUUCUAAGAUGCAAAUUUGUGCAGUAGCCUAUAACUGCAGCAAUAUAACGUUGUUGUUGGGCUUGAUGUGGAUGAAGGAAUUACUGCUUCUAGGGUCCUGUUCAAUAAUUAAAGCACUUAUGCAAACGCC
Messenger RNA from Gadus macrocephalus (Pacific cod), 3255 nucleotides. RefSeq names its product cerebellar degeneration-related protein 2a (gene cdr2a). The record is from RefSeq and is a predicted model, not a curated record. Lineage: Eukaryota; Metazoa; Chordata; Actinopteri; Gadiformes; Gadidae. The transcript is spliced from 7 exons. Bases 150 to 1595 code for a protein of 481 amino acids.